This is a messenger RNA of Aegilops tauschii subsp. strangulata, 1971 nucleotides long. RefSeq lists its product as uncharacterized. Lineage: Eukaryota; Viridiplantae; Streptophyta; Magnoliopsida; Poales; Poaceae. The record is from RefSeq and is a predicted model, not a curated record.
UCGUCCCCGAACCCUAUUUUCCCUCGAAUAAAAUUUUUGCGCCGCCAUCCCGUUCUCCUUCCCCCGCCUUCCUUUCCCCCGUGCGAAUAUCCGCCAUAAAAUCCCACCGGAAGAGCAAGCAGCAGAGCCCACCACCGCGCCACGGUCGACCUACCGCGCAGGACCACCGAGCCCCUCCCUUCCCCCGUGGCCGCUGCGGAUCCCCUUUCCUCUGCCUUCUCUCCCCCCGUCAGCUCCUCUUCCGUGCGUGCGGCGGGCGAUGGCGGCGGCGGCGGCGGCGGCGGCGGACACUUCCGCGGCUUCCACGACCGGGCUCGCGCUCUCGGAGGCGAGCAUCAACUGGGAGAGGUUGGACAAGACAAAGUUUCAUGUCAUUGGAGCAAUCCUAUUUACGGCCCAGCAAGGUGUUCUGCACCCAACAGCUGUUGUGAAGACUAGAAUGCAGGUUGCCGAAGGAGGACUUUCACAUAUGUCUGGCUUUGUCGUUUUUAGAAAGAUAUUGAGGAGUGAUGGCAUCCCUGGUGUUUUCAGAGGAUUUGGCACCAGUGCAGUUGGAGCUCUGCCUGGACGAAUCUUGGCUCUAACUUCACUAGAGAUAUCCAAAGAAAUGGCAUUUAAAUACUCUGAGCAUUUCGAUAUGUCCGAGGCAUCAAGGAUUGCUGUUGCUAAUGGUGUAGCAGGCUUAGUGUCAAGUACCUUUUCAAGUUCAUAUUCUGUACCCCUAGAUGUGGUUUGUCAGAGACUCAUGGUUCAGGGAUUGCCAGGGAUGCAAACAUAUAGAGGCCCAUUUGAUGUGAUAAAUAAGGUUGUCAGGAGUGAAGGCCUCCGGGGCCUUUACCGAGGUUUUGGAAUUACCCUUUUAACUCAAUCACCAGCUUCUGCCCUUUGGUGGAGUUCAUAUGGUGGGGCUCAACAUGCUAUCUGGAGGAGCUUGGGCUACGGAAAUGGUACGCAGAAGAAACCCUCCCAUACAGAACUUGUUGCUGUGCAAGCAACAGCUGGAACAAUUGCUGGAGCUUGCUCAUCGAUUAUCACUACACCAAUAGAUACCAUCAAGACCCGGCUUCAGGUAAUGGACAACUACGGGAGUGGAAGGCCAUCCGUCAUGAAAACUACGAGGCUGCUCCUGCGAGAAGAUGGCUGGAGAGGUUUAUACCGAGGGUUUGGACCACGCUUUCUUAACAUGUCUCUUUGGGGUACAUCAAUGAUUGUCACAUACGAGCUAAUAAAAAGACUUUCUGUGAAACCUGAACAAUGAGCCUCUUGGCUUCUGCUCCACCAUCUGGUCAUCAUUUCCGUUUUGGCCAUCUAGUGAAUUCCUUUUGGUACAGGGAUUGGCAUGUAACACCGCUCGGAAAUUCUUGAUGCAAGUCCCCUUACAAAGUCUGACAUGUUUCUGUACGGAACUACCCUGUAAAUACCUCCAUGUGCUGAAGGGUGCUCGUUUCAGAUGAGAGCCAGAGGAUCGAUCUGGGUACCGGAGCACCUUGUAGUUGUUGAGCAAAAAAAUUCCCUGCAAGUGCUGAAGGGUGCUCGUUUCAGGAUGAGAGCCAGAGGCUUGAUCUGGGUACUGAGCACCUUGUAGUUGUUCAGCAGAAAUUCCAGAAACAUAGUUUUGUGUCUUCCCAUUUACUCCCUCCGUUCGGAAUUACUUGUCACAAAAAGGAUGUAUCUGUAAUUAAAAUACAUCUAGAUACAUUCAUUUUUGGACGAGUAAUUCCGAACGGAGGGAGUAAUUGGCAUAGUUACCCCAGCUUGAAUUUUCAAUUUUGCAUUACUUUUGUAGCUCACUUCUUGGGAUGAGAUGUGGCAUGUCCAAAUCAAUUUAGCAUCAUAAGUGAGGUGGUAGGCUGCAAUGUAUACCUUGUCGAAUGUCAGCAUUCUACAGUGAGAGGUUGAUACUUCCUUUAAUGUUUGUCCUACAUGACUAAUACCAUUGUUACUUAGUAUAUUUUUUGUUAUUCUUGGCCA